AUGGGGGAACCAUCCGAGCCUGUGGUUCAAGAGACGACUCCAUUCUCCUUAGCUAUGGAGGUGGAAGAAGAUAUCGAGCAAGAAAUCGAGAGCUUCGUGCGGUUCAAGCGACGAGGCGAAUACUUGCAGGCACAGGAGCUUUUUCAGCAAACUCUCUCCAGUCACCUCACAUUAUUUCCGGUCAUUGCCGAGUACGCAGAUCUACUUCUGGAACAAGGAAAGUUUCGAACUCUAUCAGAAUUUCUGGAUAUCCAAAUUCAAUACAUGGAGUCGAUGCUUGAAGAGGAAGAAGUGGAAUUGCUAUGCAUCAUGAGAUCCCUCGUCGGGAUUUAUACGAUGGGAGCUUUGCGCCCAGCUCUCGAGCAAGCUGAAAUUACUUGGAGUUUUCUCUGUCGUCGGAGAUUCGAGGUGUCUCCUGGUACACUUCCCGGCGAUGUGGAGAUUCACAUUUUCGAGGUCUACAUGAAAAUUCUUGUCUUUGCUUUUACCACCUCUAACUGGGUUGGGAUCAAUGACAUGAAAUGCCCAUGGGUUCAUCAUUCUCACGGUCGUUGCGAAUUUGUUCGGUGGUAUGCAAUGCUAUUGGAAAAUGGUCAACUGUGGAAUGCUUCCAAUAUCCUUGUCAUUCUUUUGAAGCUACUUCCAUCAUUGGAAACCCAAGAUGUUGCUAUCUUGUUCAGAGAAAAUCCCUUUGGCGACGUGCGGAACUUUAAACACUUGGUUAAAUGGAGUGAGACAAAAAACUUGCUCACAUUUACCGCUAGCUUCAAUCGAGCACAGGCACUCCUUGAUCUUACCCUGGGGCUAUAUAGGCAGCGUGACGACGACGACUACGAAAAGCUUUACGAAAUUGCACUUGCCUACCAUUUAAUUGCGGAGGACUUGGUUGGAAUCAUAUUUUCUGACGGUUCACUCGGCCUAGGUAACGCCAGAUACACAAUUCAGAGAAUGGCAUUUAAGCAAGCUUCAAAAAUCUUUCACAAAAAAGUUCCGACGAACUAUCGCACUGUGGACCUUCAACACUUCUCUCAGAAUUUGCUCCGGCAAGACAUGCAAUGCUAUAUCAUAUCUCAACUGCGGCUUCUUUUUGAUCGCCUCACUGUUUCUUCCAAUCCAUACAUCUCAUAUGAUUUGAAGACUCUUCUUGAUAUUCAAUUGCAUACUCAAGGAGAUUUCACAGGCUUUAUUCGUACAUAUGACCUAUCAAUGCCGGCCUUUGCAAAAAUGCUUGGGGCUAAGAUGGAGCAUGCCAACCAAAAAACUUCAAAAACGUUUGAUAUCCCGCUUUAUCAGUGGGCAAUCUAUCGCAGCUCACAAGAUUUGAAUUCAAUGCUCAGAGAACGUGGUAUCCUUGAAGAAAAGCUGCCGCUCUACAAGGAAAUAUCCCCUCAAAAAUCCCGACAAAACUUGCCAGUUAUUGAGUGGGAUCUCAAGAAAAUCGCCAUGUUUGCCAAAUUGAUAAGUGACAAGCAGCCAGCUCCAGACCCCGGGGUCUCUAUUUUAGGUGCUCAAAGUGUGACACUGGAGAGAAAAGCAUUAUUAGAGCAGGAGCUCGCUGAAGCCAAAGAGGAACUCGACAGACUUAAGCAAGAACGCGACAGGUGGUGGCGGGAGCACUAG
Molecule: messenger RNA, 1620 nt
Organism: Penicillium waksmanii
Lineage: Eukaryota; Fungi; Ascomycota; Eurotiomycetes; Eurotiales; Aspergillaceae
Exons: 5
Coding region: 1-1620 (539 amino acids)
Source: RefSeq, a predicted model, not a curated record